Messenger RNA from Penicillium canariense, 3996 nucleotides. RefSeq names its product nonribosomal peptide synthase. Lineage: Eukaryota; Fungi; Ascomycota; Eurotiomycetes; Eurotiales; Aspergillaceae. The coding region runs from base 1 to 3996 and encodes 1331 amino acids. Gene Ontology annotation, biological process: secondary metabolite biosynthetic process; amino acid activation for nonribosomal peptide biosynthetic process. The record is from RefSeq and is a predicted model, not a curated record. The transcript has a single exon. Gene Ontology annotation, cellular component: cytoplasm. Gene Ontology annotation, molecular function: catalytic activity; phosphopantetheine binding.
AUGACUAUCAGGGAGAUCCCCUUUGGUAUCCGCAAGCCAUGCGGAACAGAGACCGAAUCCGACAAACAACCGGAAAAUGCGAAGACGGUCGAGAUCGUGACAGAUGGAGCUCCUUUGGCGAUGGAAUUUUGGAGAAAUACUUUAGCUGGAUGUGAAUGCGCGCCAUACCCGACCUUACCACCGUUUGUUGAUCAGCCGGUCGCGGACAAAGUCGUCGAGUACCAGUUCUCGGAACCCUUAAUGGCCGUGAAUGGUAUCUCUACAGCGACGCUAGUGCGUGCAGCAUGGAGCCUGAUCACCGCUUCUAUGACUGACUCAAAUGACAUCGUGUUCGGCGCAACAUCAUCAAGCGGUAACACAACAACGCCCGUGCGUGUGAUGAUUGAUCGCAAUCAAAAUGUUCAGGACUAUCUGGAAGAAGCCGAAAAACAAGCGACGGAGAGUAUUCCCUUUGGGGAAGUCGGAUUGGACCGGAUUUCGAAGGCGUCUCCAGACUGUCAAAAGGCUUGUCUGUUCCAGACGGUUCUUAUCCAGUCUCAGGAGGUGGACCUCUUGGAACAAUUCAGCAAAUAUGGCCUUACCAUCCAAAUUCAUCCUGCUGGGGCCCAUGUUCACUCCAGAGCCGCCUUUGAUACGCGGGUGAUCGAACCUGCACUUGUGUUCAAGCUACUUCACCGACUCGAAUUUGUCACACAGCAGCUCAGCAGUGCAAACUCGGACUUAGCGCUGUCAGAUCUGGAGAUUCUACCCCCACUGGACCUGAACCAGAUACGGGAAUGGAACAGCGCUGUUCCACCAGUCAUUGAGCGAUGUAUCCAUGAUAUCGUCCUGGAAAGGGUGCAGGCUAAGCCUGAAUCACAGGCUGUUUGCGCAUGGGAUGGCGAGUUAACAUAUCGCGAGCUCGACAGUCUUUCAACCCAGAUCGCAUGGCACCUCGUUGGACUCGGUGUUAGGCCCGAAAAGGUCGUACCAUUAUGUUUCGAGAAGUCAAUGUGGACUGUUGUGGCAAUGCUGUCUGUUCUCAAGGCCGGUGGGACUUUUGUUCUUCUCGACCCUGGACUGCCCGAAGGUCGCGUUCAGAGUAUCUGCGAAAAGGUGCAAGCGGAGACUGCCAUCACCUCCCCAACUUGCCAAAACCGGCUGUCUCCCUUCGUGCAUCAUGCAGUCGUUCUCUCCAACCACACAAUUGGGUCUCUGAAGUCACAAAUUCAUGAAACGUCGCUAGAGAUGCCCAAAGCCAUUCCGAGCAACUCUGCCUAUAUCAUUUUCACGUCGGGAAGCACUGGAGAGCCGAAGGGCUGUGUCAUCGAGCACCGAUCUUACUGCUCGGCAGCUUUUGGCCAUGGAAGGAUAUUGGGCAUGACCAGCGAAGUGCGCGCCCUACAAUUCGGCUCCUACAACUUUGCCGGGGCCAUCAUGGAGAUGGUCAUGACACUCAUUUACGGAGGUUGCAUCUGUAUUCCAUCUGACGAGGACCGCAGCGUCAACCUGGCACGAGCAAUCACUAGGUUGAACGCGAACUGGGCCUUCUUGACAGCUACGGUACUGGCUCUCCUUCGCCCAGAGGAUGUGCCGUCUCUGCAAACCAUUUGUGUUGGUGGUGAGCCCAUCCGGAGCUCUCAGAUUCGCGAAUGGGCCACCAAGGUCCAGUUGCGGCAGACAUAUGGCAGUGCAGAGACCGCGGCUGUUGUCUCAUCGGCUGGGUUGGAUGCAUCCUCAGUCGUGACCAGCGUCGGAAAGGCGACCACAUCCAGGUGUUGGCUUACCAGCCCAACGAACAUCAACCAGCUGGUCCCUAUUGGAGCGCCUGGUGAGGUCAUUUUCGAAGGACCAGUGAUCGGACGACACUAUAUUGGCAACCCAGAAAAAACCUCCGAGGCCUUCAUCAAGGUGCCGUCCUGGAGACCAGCUCUCGGUCCUAUUGCAGCUUCCUCGCGGUUCUACCGAACCGGUGACCUUGCAUCGUAUAGAAGCGAUGGCUCGAUUGAACUCCUAGGAAGAAAGGACACCCAGGUCAAACUUCGAGGCCAGCGGAUCGAGCUUGGUGAAAUCGAACACCAAGCACGACUAUCUUCGCCAGAGCUGAAGGAAGUCGCUGUUGAGCUUACUGUUCUCGGCGGCAGCGGCCCAAAAUUGAUUGGCUUCUUGGUACUCAAGGGCAAUCAAGCACAGCCAAGUGAGGGUGGCUUGGUUCUUGAUACACAGACCAAGAAUGUUCUUCAGACUGCGAGAAGCCACCUCGAAAGAGUUUUGCCGCAUUAUAUGGUUCCUUCGGUGCUUCUACCCAUCCCAAGCCUUCCGCUCACAGCAUCUGGGAAGACAGACCGAAGAAUUCUGCGACAGAUGGGUUCGUCACUCACCGCAGAACAGAUUCAGGCACUGCAGCCCAGAGCGGAGGGUGAAAAGCGACAGCCAAGCACACAAACCGAAAAGCAGCUGCAGAAAAUUUGGUCGGAGGUGCUCAAAAUCGACCCGGCCACCAUUGGCCUUGACGACGGUUUCUUCCAGCUUGGUGGAGACUCUGUUAGCGCCAUGAAGGUCGUCAGUCAAGCUCGCACAUUCAGGAUCAACCUCAAGGUCGCGGACAUUUUCCGCCAGGACACUCUUGUGGAGUUGGCUGAGCAGCAAUCAUCGAACGCGGAAGAUUCAUCUGAGAAGCUUGACUCGGUUGUUCUUUUAGAACCAUCAGUCAAACCCAUCCUGCUUGAGGAGAUUGACGCGAUGAAUAUCGGAGUCCGUUCGGAAGAUGUUGUCGAACUCUACCCUCUGACCGGCGUUCAAGAGACGCUAGUGGCUGCUGGUGUCAUCUUUGGACAGAUGGCCGACUACUUCUAUCUUGAUCUCGAUGCAGAUCUGAGCGUGUCCGACUUAGAAAGUGGGUGUAUGAGGACUCUUGAGAAGUUUCCUAUUCUCCGCGCAUGCUUCCCGCAGCUGCAAGGCAAGUUCUGGCAAGUCGUCCCUCGUCAACUAAAUCAGCCCUUUAGCGUCCAUGAUGUCUCAGGGGAUCUAGAGGAAUGCUUCCGGGCCUUUUGUCUCAAGGACGUGAAGACAAUUGCCCCGACUCAGUCACCUGCUGCCUUCAUUGUUUUCAAGCAUGACCACGGUAUGCGCUUGACUCUUCGUAUGUCCCAUGCGCAAUAUGACGCGUUCAGUGCGCCUCUUCUUCUUCAGUCGAUUUUUGAUGGCAAUCAAGGGGAGAUCCCCGCGAAGCCAGCCUUCUCCACAUUCCUGACAUAUGGUGCCCAGCGACGUACCCAAUCAAUUGCCUACUGGAGUCAAUUGCUUCAAGGGUCACGUCUCACUUCGAUUGGGCCCCAUGUUAAACCAAGCACUCCGCCGAAUCCCAUGCCGGAGCCCAUUUUUGCCGGAGGUCAGGCGCGUCUGCCGCAUCGUACCGGCAAAAUUACUCAUGCAACCUUGGUUAGAGCCGCAUGGGCUGUGCUGCUCUUGCGGAUGACCGGUGAAACCGAUGUCAUCUACGGCCAGGUGGUCGCUGGACGUAACGCCGCGAUUCCAGCCGUGGAGAAGAUCGUGGGAUGUUGUCUCAAUAUACUACCUGAACGUGUCGAUUUCUCGACGGUGAAAACUGUCGCAGAGCUGGUAAACGCAGUGCAAGAUCAGUACCUGGCAAUGGGUGAUGCGGAUUCACUCGACUUCAAGGACCUUGUCGAGCAUUGUACCGCAUGGCCGGCGGGGUCGAACUUUGACACAGUCCUCCACCAUCGAAACGUCGAUGAAGAACCUGCGAUCCAGACCCCAGCGGGCAUCUCACGGAUGCAUAUUUUUAAGAACCCGCUCACGUCGCCAUUCAUUUUCAUUGUAUCGGUCUCACGAGGUGAGAAUAUUGGCUUCGACUUUUGGGCCAACACCCAUAUCAUCACCCAAGAGACAGCGACGACGACGGUGAACAAUUUGAUUGCCAUCACUGAGAAGCUGGUUAGUGGCCUGCAUAUGCCUUUGUCGGAAUGGAUCGAAGACAUCAAGUCGUUGGUAUAA